Messenger RNA from Fraxinus pennsylvanica, 309 nucleotides. The record is from the annotation of a GenBank genome assembly. NCBI's taxonomy places the organism in Eukaryota, Viridiplantae, Streptophyta, Magnoliopsida, Lamiales, Oleaceae.
AUGUUUUCUCAACAAAUUGCCGUAUCAACCAAUAAGGAAGUUGAUGCACACACACCAAACUACCCGAGCUUGCCUCCACAACUAAUUUGUCAGCUUCAUAAUGUGACAAUGCAUGCCGAUAUCGAGACAGAUGACGUUUAUGCUCAAAUGACCUUGCAACAGCUGAGCCCAUGUGAAGAAAGAGAUUAUAAAGCAAUUAUGUUAUAUAUUGGAAGAAUCCCACAUGGAUUUUAUGAUAAUGGAAUGGAAGAUUUCUUUAACCAAUUUGGUACAAUCAAGAGACUCCAAAUAGCAAGGAAUAGGAUAUGA